UAGAUUGAGGGGGUUGCCUUCCAGGUUGCAAUAGACCUUGACUACUUGCCGGUGCACCGUGUCGAGAUUAUUUAAGGCCGUAUCCUGGUGAAAAUGGGGAUCUAUAGCAGCGGACAGCCAUCGAAUCCGUUUUUAUUUCGUUUGGAUCCUCACUGACCUCCAGAAUGGGGAGAACGUUGACGUACUCAAAGCAUUCAGCUAACACGGUGAAUCGAUACAAACACCGAGCAACGUACGAUCUUGGGGCAAUCCAUUCCAUCAUAAAUUCUUCCCAGGUGCUGCAUGUGUCCUUUCACCCUGGGCCGGCAGAUGCCUUCCCCGCGAUUCUACCCUUGAUUGGCCAAAUGGGCUCAUUCGAGUAUCCUUCAGCCGGUAUCGAUGAGCCUCUCGACUGUUAUCUCCAUGGAUAUGUCAGUUCUCGGAUCAUGAACCUCGCUCGGGCUUCUGAAGGCGAGGGGCUGCCAAUAUGCGUGGCGGCCAGCAGGGUGGAUGGUUUGGUCCUGUCGCUGACCCCCAAUUCUCACAACUACAACUACCGCUCUGCUAUACUCCACGGCUACGCCAAUCUGGUUACUGACGAGCAAGAGAAGCUCUGGGCUAUGCAACUGAUCACGAAUUCCGUGGUGACCGAUCGCUGGAAUAACUCACGAGUGCCCCCUGACGGAGCAGAGAUGGCUUCGACAGUGAUAUUGAAAGUUAGGGUUGUCGAUGGCAGUGGCAAGAUUCGCGAUGGCGGUGUUACUGACGAGCGCAAAGACAAGAACAAUGACCAACUCACCGGUCGAAUUUGGACUGGUGUAAUCCCGGUAUGGGAAACCUUCGGGGAGCCUGUUCCCAGUGCUGAGAACCGGGUUGCGGAUACUCCAGAGCAUGUCUCAUCUUUUGUUGCUAAGAUGAAUGAGCGUAAUCGUACAUAUGCUGAGAAUGCCAUCAAAGUUGCCCUUCCACCAGAAGAACAACAUUGAGCAUUGGUCUAUUGAUUCUACUCUACGGUCUUGAUCAUUUGGUACUUAUAUUUAAUGAAAUGCAA
This is a messenger RNA of Penicilliopsis zonata CBS 506.65, 1030 nucleotides long. RefSeq lists its product as hypothetical. The coding region runs from base 165 to 965 and encodes 266 amino acids. Lineage: Eukaryota; Fungi; Ascomycota; Eurotiomycetes; Eurotiales; Aspergillaceae. The record is from RefSeq and is a predicted model, not a curated record. The transcript has 2 exons.